AUGAACGCAGAUACGUGCGUUUCAUACUGCGAUAUGACAUCCAUGGAUUCAUAUUAUAGCCCGUCCACGGCGCAAGGUAGGGAUCAGCAGGCCAAUCCUUUCAGGACAUUCCAGCCAAGUGACAACAAAUACAGCCCCGCUUUCCUCCCCAGCAAAGGUCAAGCUUACGGGGAGAAGUCGCGGAGUCCUUUCCAACAGGAGUGCCAGUCAUUGGAUGCGCCGGGUGGGGAAGGCACCUUUAACAAAUACCACCUCUUCAUGCAGAGACCUACUUGCAAAACACCCCCGGAAGGCAACAAACUUCACCAGGACAGCGGGCACAACGGCGCACUCAUCUCCUGCUAUGGUACUGAGACAGAGAGCAAGGCAAAAUGGAGAAAGCGAGAGCGCUUCGGCCAGAUGCAGCAGGUCCGCACUCACUUCUCCUCUGCCUAUGAGCUGCCUCUUCUCACCCGACCAGAGAACUAUGCACAGAUCCAGAAUCCGUCAUGGAUAGGAGGCGGCAGCGGCGCGUCUCCAGUCCCCGGCUGCGUGGUGCCCUGCGACACCGUGGCGCCCUGCAUGACCCCCCACCCGCACCCUGGCAGUGGCGUGAGCGACUUCCUGGGCGUGCCCAACCCGGGGGGCCACAUGGGACAGACGCACAUGGGCAGCCUGUUCGGGGGCCCCGGCAUGGGCGGAGCCAUCAACGGCUACGUGGACCUCAACGUGGACCCCGACCGCAAGUCGUCCAGCAUCGCCACGCUGCGGAUGAAGGCCAAGGAGCACAGCGCGGCCAUCUCCUGGGCCACAUGAUGCCCUGGAC
Molecule: messenger RNA, 805 nt
Organism: Sardina pilchardus (European sardine)
Lineage: Eukaryota; Metazoa; Chordata; Actinopteri; Clupeiformes; Clupeidae
Gene: alx4b
Product: ALX homeobox 4b
Exons: 4
Coding region: 1-795 (264 amino acids)
Biological process (GO): regulation of transcription by RNA polymerase II
Molecular function (GO): DNA-binding transcription activator activity, RNA polymerase II-specific; RNA polymerase II transcription regulatory region sequence-specific DNA binding
Source: RefSeq, a predicted model, not a curated record